GGAACACAUGAGAACAUAUCAGACUUCAGAGCGUGUUUCAUUCACACCUUUCUCAAUAACAGUGUGUGUUAAAGCGACGCCGGCCGACUUUUAAAGCUCAGAAGAGUCUCAGCCAUGUCGGGCGCGUUAGCACGGCUGCUCUUCUACCCGACAUUAACCUACAAUGUUGUCAUGGAGAAAGUGUCCCUCAGACGCUGGUUUGACCGAGUGGACGACACCGUGAUCCUGGGAGCGCUGCCGUUCAGAUCCAUGACAAAACAGCUGGUAGAAGCAGAAAACGUUCGCGGUGUCAUCACCAUGAACGAGAUGUAUGAAACCAAAUAUUUCUGCAACUCGGCCGAGGUGAGUUAACGUCGCUAGUUUUUACACGUAACAUGUUGAAGACUCAGUCAGGCUUGUGUUUAUUAUAGGAU
Labrus mixtus (cuckoo wrasse) is the source of this 413-nucleotide messenger RNA. Its product is annotated as phosphatidylglycerophosphatase and protein-tyrosine phosphatase 1-like. NCBI's taxonomy places the organism in Eukaryota, Metazoa, Chordata, Actinopteri, Labriformes, Labridae. Bases 115 to 351 code for a protein of 78 amino acids. The transcript is spliced from 2 exons. The record is from RefSeq and is a predicted model, not a curated record. Gene Ontology annotation, molecular function: phosphatidylinositol-4,5-bisphosphate 5-phosphatase activity; phosphatidylglycerophosphatase activity; phosphoprotein phosphatase activity.